AGCGGGCAGGCGGCGGAGCCAAGCCACUUGCUGGGAGCCAGCUGAAGAAGAAGCCAGGAGAGGGGAAGCGGAACAAAGCGGGUGUGUGCGCCGGUGGCGGGCGCAUUAGCGCCUGCUCAGAGAGGGGACGGAACAGAAACCAACACUCUGGCAACGGACUGCACAACAAACAUCAUCCUGGCCGGAUCUCCCGGGACACUUGUGGGCAGCGGGAGAUUUUUCCGCCUGGCUGAAUAACUUGAUGAGUUGUGGGGGGCUUUGUGCUUCCGGCAGUCACUCCAGAGGGAAAUAAACCCACCGACAAUGCGUCCGCAAAGGCGUUACCUCCUGGCCAUUCCUCUCCUGGGCGCGAUGGUUUUCGUUGUGCUGCACAAGGGUGAGUUGCACCGGUCAAAAAAAUAUCCCCGGCAAACGAUGUCCCACGAAAGCGACCUGCUGAGUCGAGCCUGUGAUGCAUUAAUCGAACAGGAGAAAGCUUUUGUUUGGGGAAACCUCCUGCAAACCUCUCGAGGGAGUUUUGCCUGCAGUGAGUACUUAAUGCACAAUCACUAUAUAACGAGCCCUCUCUCUGCAGAAGAAGCUGCCUUUCCUUUGGCUUAUAUCAUAACUCUGCAUAAAGAAUUUGAUACGUUUGAGAGGCUCUUCAGGACUAUUUAUAUGCCCCAAAAUGUUUACUGUGUCCACGUGGAUGAGAAGGCAACGGCUCAGUUUAAGCAAGACGUGGAGACAUUGUUGAACUGUUUCCCCAAUGCGUUUCUUGCCUCAAAAAACGAGCCAGUCAUUUAUGCUGGAAUAUCCAGACUUCAGGCGGAUUUGAACUGCAUGAAAGACCUGCUGGAAUCAGGAGUUCGAUGGAAGUAUCUGGUCAACGCGUGUGGACAAGAUUUCCCCUUGAAAACCAACAAGGAAAUAGUUCAGCACCUGAAGAGCUAUAAGGGUAAAAAUAUCACUCCUGGGGUGCUGCCUCCUGCCCAUGUGAUUUCAAGAACCAAAUAUAUCCAUAAGGAGCACAUAGGGACGGACUCCUCUUACAUGAAAAAGACCAAUGUGUUGAAACAGCCCCCACCACACAAUCUGACCGUCUACUUUGGCUCUGCUUAUAUCGCGGUCACAAAGCCAUUUGUCGAGUUCAUUCUCAAUGAUCAGCGUGCUAUUGAUUUAUUGGAGUGGUCCAAAGACAGCUACAGUCCAGAUGAACACUUCUGGGUAACACUCAAUCGGAUACCAGAUGUCCCUGGUUCCAUGCCAAAUGCAUCCUGGGAAGGUAACCUGAGAGCUAUCAAGUGGAACGAUAUGGAAAGCUUUCAUGGAGGUUGUCAUGGCCAUUACGUCAGAGGCAUUUGUAUAUAUGGAACAGGUGACCUAAAGUGGCUAUUUAAGUCUACAAGCAUGUUUGCUAACAAGUUUGAACUCAAAACAUACCCACCCACUGUAGAAUGCCUGGAACUGAGGCUUCGAGCGAGAGCACUGAACCAGAGCGAAAUGCAGGUGAAACCAAGUUGGUACUUUUAAAUUAACAAUUCAGAAUGGAAAUAAAACUCCAGCUGCAGUAGCUCAGGAAGAAUAACCUUCUCGGAAAGACUUUUCUUCUGGAACUUCAGUACGGGUAGUUUGUAAUGUCUUGAGUGGAAGGUUUGAGUGCAGAUCAUACAACACUGGAGAGACCAAAGAGGAGGCUGAGGAAAUGGUUCUGUUGGCUUUGCUGUAUUUGCACUUUUGGCAUGUGUGGCUAGACAGCGCCUUGCUGACUUGUGCCUGGCAAUAAUGUUAUCCCUGUCAUGUGCUGUAUAUUUAUAUGUAAAAAUCACGUAUCCCUAAAUUUUCAUACGGCAACAUAAAAUCCAAAGCAUACUAAUGAGGAAGAGUUAUCCUUCUUUGAAGGAAACAACCACCAUCAACAAGAUCUUAAAGUAAAAUCCAGGUGCACAGUUUGAUGACUUCCAUACAUACAGAAACAAGAAUCACUGACAAAAAAAAUACCCUAUACACAUUUAGCAGAGGGAAUAGCAUUUGGUAUUUUUGACUCUCUAAAUGCUGGAGUCUGAGCAUGGGGCACAUGGGAAGCAGGAGGAAUGCUUCCAGAUCUUCUGGAUCCCUUCCAAAGCACUCUGGGGGUGGGGGAAGACACCCGGGAUUUAGACAUUUUCAUAUUGAUAACUCUGAGCUUUUAAGAAUAACUCAAUCACUCCAUCUUAUCCUGUGAAACAUGCUAAUAGACUGAGUUUUAUUUUCAUAGACUGUAUAUACUUAGCACAGAAAAUCCUGUUAGCUGUUGGUUAUACUGUAUUAAGAUCCCCCCCCCCCCAUGCCAGCCACUAAAUAUGUAAGCAGGUCUGUUGUUCCAGCUACACAUGCAAAGCUCCCUGAAGACAACUGAAAGUCUCAAUAGGCCAGCCAGGUCAUUGCCUGGUAUGCAGCAAACAGACCAAAAAAAAAA
Messenger RNA from Mauremys reevesii (Reeves's turtle), 2437 nucleotides. It is a transcript of the gene GCNT2, whose product is annotated as glucosaminyl (N-acetyl) transferase 2 (I blood group). The transcript is spliced from 3 exons. Lineage: Eukaryota; Metazoa; Chordata; Testudines; Geoemydidae. The record is from RefSeq and is a predicted model, not a curated record. Gene Ontology annotation, cellular component: membrane. The coding region runs from base 304 to 1512 and encodes 402 amino acids. Gene Ontology annotation, molecular function: acetylglucosaminyltransferase activity. Gene Ontology annotation, biological process: transforming growth factor beta receptor signaling pathway.